UCCUUCCUUCCUUCCUUCCUUCCUUCCUUCCUCCAUCUUCUCUUCAGGAGAGAAGCCCUUCUUCCUCUUCGUCUGGGUCCCUCCAUGCUUUAAGGAGGACCCGUUCCGUCUCCCUUCUCCUCCUCCUCCUCCUCUCCUGGCAGCAGCCAUGGGGCUGCAGCCCUUGGAGUUCAGCGAGUGCUACCUGGACAGCCCCUGGUUCCGCGAGAGCGUCCGGGCCCACGAGGCCGAGCUGGAGAAGACCAACAAGUUCAUCAAGGAGCUCCUCAAGGACGGAAAGAGCCUCAUCGCCGCCACGAAGAGUCUUUCAGCUGCCCAAAGGAAGUUCGCUCAUUCACUGAGAGACUUCAGAUUUGAAUUUAUUGGUGAUGCAGAAACAGAUGAUGAAAGAUGUAUAGAUGCAGCUCUCCAUGAAUUCUCUAAUUUUCUGAAAAAUUUAGAAGAACAAAGAGAAAUAAUGGCCCUUAGUGUUACGGAAACUCUGAUCAAGCCUCUGGAAAGGUUCAGAAAAGAGCAUCUUGGAGCUGUAAAGGAUGAAAAGAAGAAGUUUGAUAAAGAAACAGAAAAGAACUACAGUUUAUUAGACAAGCAUUUAAAUAUGUCUGCUAGGAAGAAAGAAGCUCAGCUAUUGGAGGCAGACAUCUUAGUGGAGCAAAACCGAAAACACUUCUAUGAGCUAUCACUUGAAUAUGUGUGUAAGCUACAAGAAAUACAAGAACGGAAGAAAUUUGAGUUUGUAGAACCUGUCUUGUCUUUUUUUCAGGGUAUGUUUACUUUCUACCAUCAGGGAUAUGAACUUGCCAAAGAUUUUAACCACUACAAAAUGGCUCUGCAGAUCAAUAUCCAGAAUACAAGAAAUCGUUUUGAGGGAACAAGGUCGGAAGUAGAAGAGCUCAUGAAUAAAAUCAAGCUAAAUCCUCAGGAACAUAAAAGAGCUAAUCAGUUUUCAAUGGAAGGCUACCUUUAUGUGCAGGAGAAAAGACCUGCACCAUUUGGCUCCAGCUGGGUGAAACACUACUGUAUGUACAAGAAAGAAACAAAGAAAUUUACUAUGAUACCAUUUGAGCACAGGUCAGGCGGAAAACUUGGUGAAUUGGAAGUCUUGCUCCUUAAGUACUGUACUAAAAGGAAUACUGAUACUAUAGAUAGGCGAUUCUGUUUUGAUAUGGAAGCAGUAGACAGACCUGGUAUGCCUAUGACAUUGCAAGCAUUCUCCGAAGAGGACAGAAACCUCUGGUUUGAAGCAUUAGACGGAAAAGAAUCUGCAUUCCUCAGCUUGAACAGGGCUAAUAAAAAAAAAGAAGGAUGUGCACAGCUAGAUAAAACUGGGUUUACAGUAAUCAGAAAAUGCAUCAGUGCUGUUGAAACAAGAGGUAUAGAUGACCAAGGACUAUACAGAGUUGUGGGGGUGAGUUCAAAGGUCCAGAGACUUCUGAAUUUGUUAAUAGAUGCAAAAACAUGUAAUGAAGUUGAUCUGGAAAAUUCUAAAGAAUGGGAAGUGAAGACAAUUACAAGUGCGAUGAAACAGUACUUGAGAAGCCUUCCAGAACCCUUGAUGACAUAUGAGUUACACAGAGAUUUCAUCAUGCCUGCUAAAAGUGGCAGUCCUGAGUCUCGUGUUAACGCUAUCCAUGUCUUGAUCCAUAAACUUCCAGAGAAGAACAAAGAAAUGUUGGGUAUUUUGGUGAAACACUUAGCAAAUGUUUCAGACCAUGCAAAGAAGAAUCUAAUGACUGUAGCAAAUUUAGGAGUAGUAUUUGGACCAACUUUAAUGAGACCACAAGAGGAAACUGUGGCUGCCCUCAUGGACCUGAAAUUUCAGAAUAUUGUGGUUGAAAUCCUAAUUGAAAACCAUGAUAAGAUUUUCCAAAGUCUGCCUGAUGCCACUUUCCCUGAGCCAAUCUCUGUGUCAGUGUCUCCUCCAAAUGCUCCGCCACGACAAUCAAGAAGACAAGGGCAACGUACUAAGAGGCCUGUUGCUGUAUAUAAUCACUGUCUUGAGCUGGAUGACAAUGACAGUUUUAAUCUUCCCAAAGAAUGCACACCCACUGGUAGUACGGAUUCCCUUUCUUCUCAGUCUCCAACAACUGCUGCUCCCAACAGUCCUCCAGACGGACAGAAAAACCAUCUUAUAAGUGACAGUGGUGAUACAGGAGAUUGGGCAACCCCUCUCUCUAGUGAGAGUCACUCAUCAAUGGUUUCCUGGACAAAUAUGCAGUCAAGUGCAGCACCUACUUCCGUUGCACCAUCAUUAUCACCAUUCUCCUUUGCUUCCCCUGGCAAAGAGACUGACAGACCAGCUGGAAGCGUUGUCAGCAGAAAAGCAAGAGCUGUAUACCCUUGUGAGGCAGAGCAUAGCUCUGAACUGUCUUUUCAAACUGGGGCAGUUUUUGAGGACGUGCAUUUUUCACGAGAACCUGGCUGGCUUGAAGGAACCCUAAAUGGGAAGAGAGGCCUCAUUCCUCAAAAUUAUGUCCAGUUUCUUUAGUUCUCUGCCUUGAGUGCCUGAAAGGUGUACAUGGUAUCCAUGGAUUUCUUUCCCUUCUCUUCUCUUUUCUUUCUUUUUUUGACGCAGUUGCCACUCUUGGCUUCAGAUACUUUUAAUGAUUGAGGAGCUUGACAGUGAAUUGAAGAGCUUCAUCUGUGUAAGGACUUAACAUUUUGCCAAAUAGGAAUUAUACAGUUGUGAUUUCCAUAAUUUUAUAUUGGAGGAGGAAUUGGUUUAAUUUUAUAAAUUAGUAUUUUGUUUGUAAAGAGCAAUAAUUAUAUAUAUAUGUACAUAUGUAUGUAUCUGUGUACGUAUGUUUGUAAAAUAACCAGAUUCUUAAAUCGAAUGAUUGAUUUAUCAACCACCUAUCAGUUAAAGGAAGAUUACAAAAAGUGUUCUUUUUGUCCUUCUGUUCUUAACAUUUGAGAAGUUUGAAAGAGUUUAUUAUGCCAAACCCACAUGACAAAUGCUGAAGACCCAAACUGUUCAGAAAAAGCCCUGUAUAUUGAGAACUCUUUAACCAUUUAAUCUGACGCCUGUGUGAUGGUUCCAGGGAUCAUCUCUUGACAUCCAUAGGAAGAAAGGAGAAAGUCUACCUUUCAAUUAUCCACAGUAUGCAAAAGAUUUAAUACAAGUAGUACUUUUAAAAAGUAAAGAUACAUGUCUGAUUGAACUUCACAAAAUUUCUGCCUUUUGCUGAAUGGGAACAGAGCUGAAAUGGUCUGUAGUUCCGAUCGAGGCACUAAAGUUAGGGUAAAAAUUAUUGUGCAAGCAGCUGCACUUUGAGGUUGUAUGCAUAUGAUUUUGUGCAGCCAGUUGUUCCACAGGCACAUGUGCAGCCUUUUCACUUACUUUUUUCUUGGUGGGGAACUUAUUGACUCUUCCACAGUAGAUGAGCUCGAGGCCAUCCUGCAUUGCCUCUCUGUAACAGGCCAAGCAGUGGCAGGGUAUAACUAUACUACCGAUAUUGAUGCUAUGCUAAAAGUGUAUAUAAACUUCUGUCUAAUGCACUGUGGUUAUUACCUUUACUGUUUAUGAUAAUUUGGCCCAAACUAGAUAAUAUGACUUUGCUUGUAUUCUCUUCCAAACAUUUCUAUUUUUCAGCCAAGAGUCCCAUGGCCAAAAUGGAGCAGUUUGAUGGAGUGGGGCUACUUUUCAUUCAGCUGAUUUAAAAAUCUUUCCAACCCUUUUUUCCACCAACAAGGGAUGGGGAGAGAUAUUGGUAUCCUUAUUUUCCUAUCCCUUUUGGAAAGUAGCUUGUGACUGAGUGGGGAUGAUUUCUAGGCAGAAACCAAGAGGGAACUGUUUAAUCUGCACCUCAACUAUUUUAACCAUUUAUGAAAUUUGGAGAGAUACACUUGAGUGCAUGUCAUAUCUAGUUUGGACCUGUUAUUCACAUAACUUUGUGACUGAUCCAGGGUUUUGUUAUACACUCCUUAUUUUCAAACAAUCAGAAGGGUGGAAAGAGUAUCAAAUGCUAGUUUGAAAUCACAGCAAUACUAGAAAAGCUUAGCACCCAAUUUGUAUAUAUUAUCUAUCUGCUCUGUCAAGUCAUUCAAAUACGACACUUUUUAAAAUGGAAUUUCUAAACAUUGGAUUUUCAGGGGAGGAGGUGGUAUUUAACAGAGAUAGCAGAACCACGGAAACAGAAGUACUGAAACAGAAAACUAGUUUAUGUGCAUUACGUGAUUUUUUUUGUCCCUCAGUCACUAAGUGCUCAAUGACUCUUAACCAAAACUAUGAACUCUCUGCUGAGAAGUGUUGAGUCUCAAUUGGCAGUGAGUGAAGUCAGCAACGGUUGAUCCACAUCUGCAUAGUGUUCCUUGAGAGCAGAAUCUGUAAGCCAGUCCUAAAAUCAUUCUCAUGUUGGAGGCAACUGAGCAGCAUUUACAUUAUAUGGGCCCAGUGAAAUCAGCUGGGCUGUUUAAUUUGAUGUCUUCUCAAUGGAAAGAAAGGAAAGGGUUUUAAAACAAAACCCAUAAUUUUUCACUUUAUUUAUAGUUACACGGCACUAUAAAAUAUUUUAAGCCAACAAAAUAUUUUUAAAAACUUGUCCUUGUCCAUUAAUCUCUGCUUAUGCUAGUGACUUGGACUGGACAAAGAAAUGGUUCAAAUGGGUGCUCAUGUUCUGGUUGUUGUUGUUGCCAUCUGUUUCUUCCUUCCCCAUUUCUCUGAAAUAAUGUACAUAUAGAACCUGUUUUUGCUCAAACUGCCAUGUGUACAUCCCUGGAUGUAUGCAUUUCUCCCCGGAACAUAUGUGAUGAUGUAGCAAAGGAAGCCAAGAGCAGGCAUUUCCUUCAACUCUUGUACAGCAAGAUCUAUCUCAGGUUAUUUGGUGUAUAGAAUUCCAGCAGUGUUCUCUGAAGGCCAUGGCUCUUUAAGGGAGAGUUUCCCCCAAGAGACAUUGGAUUACAAACUUAUUUUCAGCCUGCAGAAGGGUCCCACACUCCUUCCUCCCAUGAAACAAUGGACAAAUGGAGGUCACCAGACAGGCUUGAAGAGUGCAGCUUUCUUCUCAACAGAAGCAGAUGAUCAUUAUACCCAUCUUGUUCUUGCUGUUAGCUGUAUCCUCGAGAGAUGAGACUUGAGCUACUACAUCAAAGUCCAUACCUGGUUCAUAUAGUCUGUAUAUUUGCCUCACUUUUUAUCUAACGAGUCAGAGAAUUUUUGAUGAACAAAUUUAAGCAAAUGUUAGUCUGUUUUAAGAUUUGCAUUUAAUGUUAAAUAAAAAGACAGUA
Molecule: messenger RNA, 5226 nt
Organism: Sceloporus undulatus (fence lizard)
Lineage: Eukaryota; Metazoa; Chordata; Lepidosauria; Squamata; Phrynosomatidae
Gene: ARHGAP10
Product: Rho GTPase activating protein 10
Exons: 23
Coding region: 149-2488 (779 amino acids)
Biological process (GO): signal transduction
Cellular component (GO): cytoplasm
Molecular function (GO): GTPase activator activity; protein binding
Source: RefSeq, a predicted model, not a curated record